CCAACGGAGAGGCGGGGCUUAUGCGUUCCACUGGGAGGUGAAGCCUAUAAGGGCGGAAGUAUUACAAGGCAGAGGGGUGAGAAGAGGAAUUGGGGGUAGAGAGGUGGCCGGAGUUAUUCGCGAUGUCAGAGCAAGCCGUCCUCCUGCUCAGGAAGCAGCUAGCAGAACUGAAUAAAAACCCAGUUGAAGGUUUUUCUGCUGGGCUGAUUGAUGACAAUGAUAUCUAUAAAUGGGAAGUGCUGCUAAUCGGGCCACAAGACACAUUAUUUGAGGGCGGUUUCUUUAAAGUGCACCUUACAUUUCCGGUUGACUAUCCUUUAAGGCCUCCUAAAAUGAAAUUUAUCACAGAAAUCUGGCAUCCGAAUGUUGCAAAGAAUGGAGAUGUCUGUAUAUCCAUCCUCCAUGAGCCAGGUGAAGAUAAGUUUGGCUAUGAAAAACCUGAAGAGCGCUGGUUGCCUAUACACACAGUGGAGACCAUCAUGAUUAGUGUUAUUUCUAUGCUUGCUGACCCAAACAGUGAUUCUCCAGCCAAUGUAGAUGCUGCCAAAGAGUGGAGGGAUGACCCCAAUGGUGAAUUCAAGAGGAAAGUUGCUCGCUGUGUUAGAAAAAGUCAAGAAAUGGCAUUUGAGUGAACUAUGCAUUAAAAGAAACCUGUCUCCAUCAGAUGAGCAAUAGCAUUUACAGGCAGAAGCAGAAUCCUGCUGAUGGCGUGUGGCAUCUCACUGACCUCUGUUCCAGCCCCAAGUGGACAGUUUACUGUUUAAGAAAUUAUAGGAUAGAAUUCUGUUUUAACUGCAAAACUGCAGACUGAUCUUCAAUCCUUAUCGGGAUCCUUAUUUAUUCAGAUAUAUAUUUUUGCAUAUGUCUUUUUAUAAAGGUGAAAUUUGCUUUCUUUACUGCACUAACCCUUCUAUUAGGUAAAUCUGUCUCUGGCAGUACCAUAUCCAUUCAACACAUGGAAAAUAGGGCUUAUUUCAUCUAGUGUUUCAACAACAACAACAAAUAUCACUGUGCACUGCUUGGCAAGGUUUAAAUCAGCCAGAAAUUGAAUGCUAGACUAUUUUAUACUUUGGCUUUUGCUGCUGCACAUGAUUUGAGCAUUGCAGAGAUUGACUUCAACCAGGAUGAGCUAUGGGCUGCACUUGGACAUGUUGGUAGUCCAUGCUUUGUUUAAAUUUUUUUUUAACCCAUGUUUACGCAGUAGAAUGUUCUUUUGUGUUUUUUGUCUUGUGAAGCAUUUAUUUGGUUACAAAAUUAAACUAUUUUUGAGAUGUUUUGA
This is a messenger RNA of Nanorana parkeri, 1279 nucleotides long. RefSeq names its product ubiquitin-conjugating enzyme E2 G1-like. Gene Ontology annotation, molecular function: ubiquitin conjugating enzyme activity. The record is from RefSeq and is a predicted model, not a curated record. Gene Ontology annotation, biological process: proteasome-mediated ubiquitin-dependent protein catabolic process; protein polyubiquitination. Bases 123 to 632 code for a protein of 169 amino acids. Lineage: Eukaryota; Metazoa; Chordata; Amphibia; Anura; Dicroglossidae. The transcript has 6 exons.